Molecule: messenger RNA, 1667 nt
Organism: Drosophila grimshawi
Lineage: Eukaryota; Metazoa; Arthropoda; Insecta; Diptera; Drosophilidae
Gene: Unc-76
Product: fasciculation and elongation protein zeta-2
Exons: 5
Coding region: 145-1545 (466 amino acids)
Cellular component (GO): axon; cytoplasm
Source: RefSeq, a predicted model, not a curated record
UAAAAUCAACAAAAACAACAACAACAGGCAAAAAACCGCUUGCAACUUGUUUUUAGCAAGCAGGCUAAACCAGCCCCCGCCCCCCUCCACGCCCUUGCCCCCGCACAUCCACAAAUUAACAUCACCAGCAACCCCCCGCGUGCCAUGCGUGACCUCGGCACGAAAAUGGCCGAGCUUAAAUUCGAGGCUCCACUGGCGAAAUUCGAGGAGACAGACGAGUGGGGCGGCUGUGACUUCAUCUCCAAUCAGAAUGCCCUCAAUGCCAAUCGGAAUCUGAAGGAUGGCAACGCCAAGCAGCAGCAGCAGGACAAAUUACGCCUGCUCGAGGAUGCUGUCCGUGAUGCACAUCUCAGCAAAAAUGGCGGCGCAGCAGCAGCAGUCUCUGGCGCUGGAGCAGCUGGUUCUGGAUCGGGCACAAGUGGAAAUAUUAGUCCCAAUUGCAAUACGCACAAUUUGAGCGAUGUUUUGGGCGAUGCAACGCCGGGCGUGGGACUCGGUAUCGGCUUGGGCGGCGAUAGGCGGGCCGCCGACAAUGUGGACAAUUUCACUGAGACUUUCGGUGGCAGCCUGGAGGAUCUGGUCAACACGUUCGAUGAGAAGAUCACCAAGUGCUUCGGCAACUACGAGGAGAAUGUCGAGGAACUUGCACCCGUUCAGGUGCGCAGCCAGGAGGAGAUCAUGAACGAAUGCCAAAUGUGGUGGACCAUAACUGGUAACUUUGGCAACAUUCUGCCCAUAGACUGGUCCAAGUCGUACACUCGCCAGAUGCAUAUGCCGACUUUGAAUCUGGGCCAGAAUCGUACAAAGCAGCGCAGCCAGCAGCAGCAGCAACAGCAGCAGCAGCAGCAGCAACAACAACAAUCACCACACAAACAACAACAACAGCAGCAACAAAAUGCACAAACACCUGUGGAUGAGUUCAAUGAUUUGGCCAGCGAGGAUGAGGCUGUGGCAAAUGAUCUGGAUAUGCAUGCAUUGAUAUUGAAUGGCCUCAAUGGGGAUGUCGAUGAGCCAAUUAAAUCCGUCGAGGAGGUGAUCAAGGAGAUCGAUGACAUCAUGGAUGAGGCGGACAGUCCAUUGGAUGAGCCCGAUCACUGCGAUUCCGAGGUGAUUGAGAAGGCACGCGAAGUGCUCGGUGCGCCCCUCUAUGCAGAGAAAUUGCAAUACUUGAGCAGCACACAGCUGAAUGAGCUGUAUAUGGAGAUGGAGAUGCUCAUCCAGGAGCUGAGCGAGACGCUGAUCAAUGAGCUGGCGCUGCGCGACGAGCUCGAGUACGAGAAGGAGCUGAAGAACUCCUUCAUAUCCCUGCUGCUGGCAGUUCAGAACAAGCGUCGACAAUAUCAUGUCGAAAAGAAGCGCGGCAAAUUCCAAGGACCAGAGCCGAAAUACUUGACCACAGUCAUACCGUAUCAUCUGGAGAAUGGCACGCCCAACAAUCAAUCGCUGCAGGUUUUGAUCAAAAUACUCAAGGCUAUUAAUGAGGACAGUCCGACGGUGCCGACGCUGCUCACCGAUUACAUACUGAAGGUCCUCUGUCCCACAUAAAUGACAGGCUGCAACAGCAAUAACAUCUAAAGCAACAACAGCAACAGCAACAGCAACUGCAACUGUAACAGCAACAAUAUAUGCUCUAUCUCGCUAACUGUGCUUAUACGAUACAUAUACAA